ACACGCAUCGGGUGGCGGUGGGUUCGGCCGCGUGCGCUUUCCCGCUCGAGCCCGCCCAGCGCUCAAGCCUCCCGUCCGGCCUCACCCACACGCCCUGGUCUCGUUGCCUCGCGGCUCCGGGCGUCCCUCCUCCUCAGUUUUAUCUAGAGCCCAGGCUCCGCCCGUUUCCCGCCUCCAGGGCUUGGUUCGUUCCCGCCCCAUCCCGCCCCUCCUUGUGCCCCUGCUGCUUCUGCUGAAGGCGGAGGCUCCAUGUUGUCCCCUCAGCGAGCGGUAGCGGCUGCCUCGGGAGGAGCAGGGGAUGCCAUGGAGAGUAGAAAGCCUGGUCCAGUGCAGGUUGUUGUGGUUCAGAAAGACCAACAUUCCUUUGAGCUAGAAGAGAAAGCCUUGGCCAGCAUCCUCUUGCAGGAUCACAUUCGAGACCUCGAUGUGGUGGUGGUGUCAGUGGCUGGUGCCUUCCGAAAGGGCAAGUCCUUCUUUCUGGACUUCAUGCUCCGAUACUUAUAUUUCCAGAAGGAAGGCGGCCAUUCAAAUUGGUUGGGUGAUCCAGAAGAACCGUUAACAGGAUUUUCAUGGAGAGGGGGCUCUGAUCCAGAAACCACUGGGAUUCAGAUCUGGAAUGAAGUUUUCACCGUGGAGAAGCCAGGUGGGAAGAAGGUCGCAGUUGUUCUGAUGGAUACCCAGGGGGCAUUCGACAGCCAGUCCACCGUGAAAGACUGCGCUACCAUCUUCGCUCUGAGCACCAUGACCAGUUCUGUUCAGAUUUAUAAUUUAUCCCAGAACAUUCAGGAAGAUGAUCUUCAACAGCUACAGCUUUUCACAGAAUAUGGUCGUCUGGCAAUGGAUGAAAUUUUCCAAAAACCCUUUCAGACACUGAUGUUUUUGGUUCGAGACUGGAGUUUCCCUUAUGAAUACAACUAUGGACUACAGGGAGGAAUGUCAUUUUUGGAUAAACGUUUACAGGUGAAAGAACAUCAGCAUGAAGAAAUUCAGAAUGUCCGAAAUCACAUUCACUCAUGUUUCUCCAGCGUCACCUGUUUUCUCCUGCCACAUCCAGGACUCCAGGUGGCCACAAGCCCUGAGUUUGAUGGGAAAUUGAAAGAUAUCGCCAGUGAAUUCAAAGAGCAGUUACAGAUACUGAUACCGUAUGUAUUAAACCCAGCGAACUUAAUGGAAAAGGAGAUCAAUGGCUCAAAAGUCACCUGUCGGGGGCUGUUGGAGUAUUUUAAGGCAUACAUUAAAAUUUACCAAGGAGAAGAUUUGCCUCACCCCAAAUCCAUGCUUCAGGCCACUGCCGAAGCCAACAAUUUAGCAGCUGCAGCCUCUGCGAAGGACAUGUAUUAUAACAACAUGGAAGAGGUUUGUGGGGGAGAGAAACCUUAUUUGUCUCCCGACAUUUUAGAGGAGAAGCACUGUGAAUUCAGACAGCUUGCUCUGGACCAUUUUAAAAAGAUCAAGAAGAUGGGCGGGAAGGAUUUUAGCCUUCGUUACCAGGAGGAGCUGGAGGCGGAGAUCAAGGAACUCUACGAGAACUUCUGCAAGCACAACAGCAGCAAGAACAUCUUCAGCACCUUCCGAACCCCCGCGGUGCUCUUCGUGGGCAUCGUGGUUCUGUACAUAGCCUCCGGCCUCACGGGCUUUGUCGGUCUUGAGGUUGUGGCCCAGCUGUUCAACUGUAUGGUUGGACUGCUGUUAAUAGCACUUCUCACAUGGGGGUACAUCAGAUAUUCUGGUCAGUAUCGUGAGCUGGGCGGAGCUAUCGAUUCUGGUGCAGCGUAUGUAUUGGAGCAGGCUACUUCUCAUAUUGGAAAUUCCACUCAGGCUGCUGUGAGGGAUGCAGUUGUUGGGAAACCCCCAGUGGAUAAAAAGGCUCAAUAGCAUCUUAACGAGAGGAUCCACCAAGGACCCGACCAGCCUCUCCUGAUUUCCGGGCUUCUGCCGAGGCCACAGGUCCAGGUCCCGAGGAGUGCAGAUCUGGGACCACCUGGGAAGAGUGAGACGUGGCGCCAGUAAACGAACAGACCUUUCCUGUGGCUUCAAAUUCUUACACACACUUCCAUUUCUGUUGGAAGCAUUUCUUUUCCUUGCCGAUGAUAUAGAUCUAAGCCUGUGUCUGUUUUCUUAUUACUCUCUGCUUUGUGCACUUUAUGGGGGGGAAAAGCAAAAGUUAAAAAUGGAAAUGCAGUUUUAAGUCCUUUAUGUGCCGCUUAGUGCCUUUUAAGAUUGAAUCCAUGCUCUUGUGGGCAUGAUGGGCAGGGACUGAGGACAGCCUCACGUAAGACACUGUUUGGGGCAGAAUUUGUUAGUUCUUGUAUACCUUAUUCUAUUGAGAAGGAUUCCUUUUUUUUAAAGUUUACAAAACUUGCAAAAGCUUCAGAACUGAGGACUGAAAAUGAUGCCAUUAUACUUUUAAAAUCUUACAUUAGAGAAACUUGUUUGCUACAUAGUGUGGAAAAAUACGUUUAAAUCUACCACACACUGAAAUUUAAGGGCUUUUAUCUGAUAGGCUGGCAGUUUUGGGAUGCGCGCGCGCGCACACACACACACACACACAUCUUUAUUCCUAUAGCUUCUUUCUAGAAAAGAGCAAACAUGCCUUGAAAAGCCAGAGUGGCUCAUAAUAAAAGGAAUGAGCUUGAUAAUUUAAGGAAAAAACUUGAGUUUAAAUGAACCAUGUGACCUCUGAUAAGUCACUUGAACUUGUGCCUUGGUCAGAUUCACUGUUUGUUGGUUAAUAUACGUAUACAUAUUAUACAUAACUCACUUAUCAUUUGAGAGGUUUUGUUUUGUAUGAGAACAGAACAUUAUUAUGAAUUAAAAGAUAGGCAUUACCAAAUAUUACUGCCUUUAAUUGAUGUCCUGUUACGCGUGGCUUAGCAGUAAAUCAUGUCUUUAUCCAAAAUGUUUAUUUGCAUUCUCCUAUGCAUUUAAUAUUUUUAAUAAUGAAACUAAAACAGUUUUAUAUCAUGAGUCUUCCUUUAUUUAACUUUACUUGACCUGUCUGGUAGCUUUAAAAUAGCUUUAGCUUAGUAAGGACCAAAACACCACCCAAAUAUGGACAACAUCUAGAAGUAUCUAAGAAUUCUUUUUUGUUUACUUUGAUUGUGUGAUAAACAGUUUUUACCUGUUGUCUUUUCCUUUGAUUUAUAAUGGUGAGUUAUUGUGGAAUUUAAAACUUCUUAAAAUUUGCCUGCAAGUAUUUAUAUAAACAUUCAUCAAAUGUGUGAGCCUUAAUUCUCAAGAUAAUUUUUGUUGUGGGAGGGAGGCAGGAAGGCUUAGACAAAAUCUGAGUAAAUUCUAUAUUAUGAAGUACGAAUGGAAGGUGGAAAAAGAGAAUCUCUUCUAGCAUGUGAAUUCAAAGAAUUUUUUUGACAACUUUAACACUUUACCACUCAAGUGUUUUUAUGUCUUGCAUCGAUUCCGUGCUUUUUAUAUAUUUUUCAUGUUUACAUACCAUCUUGCCCUGACAUUCUUGCUGUUUUUUUUUCACUUGCUGUUAAACUUUAGGAAAAUUCCAGUUUUUUUUUUUUUUUUUUUUGAAACGCUUACAGCACCUGGUUUUCCUAGGUGGUCUCUCAUCCAAGUACUAACCAGGCCCAACCCUGCUUAGCUUCCAGCUUGUUCUACAAACUCUUUACUUGCGUAGUGAUGCUUAGCUUUGACUGUUAAAUUGAAAGUUUAGUUUUGAAAACUUAGUGCAUUUUCAGGUGAUCUUUCAUCUUCCUGCAGGUUCAUAAUUAUUAACUAAAGGCCUUACAGAUGUUAAUUAAAAACAAACAAACCUACAAAACCAAUAGAGUUCAAAUUGAAAACAUCAGUGUCAUUGAUGGAUGAUGUUUUUGCUAGAACUAAAUUGCUGAUGUUGGGUUUAAUAAACUACUUUUGCAUGUUUUUUUGCUAAAAAGCCUUAUAGAUGUUGAGAUACUUAGCUUUUAAUGCAUUCUAUAAGCACAUUUAUAGAUUUCAGAACAAUUGUCUAGAGUUGUACUUUAAUAGUGAGAAAAGGAUGUGUCUAAAACUUAUUUUAAUACUAAAGUAUUAGACUUUUUAAAAUAAAUAAUGUAUGACUUAAUGAAAUCUUAGGAUUUAUUAACUGCUUAAAUUCACCAUUUGUUUUGAUCGUAAGAAAUAACUUGGUUUAAUUUCCCUGGAAAAGCCUUAUUACUAUUAUUUUUUUUGGUCUUUAUUAACUUAUUCUGCCUUUGGGAAGAGUUUAUAAAGUUUUCUCAGUGAGAAUUCUAAGGCGUUUUCUUUGGCCUGUUUUCUCUUAUAACAGUAUACUAAUGAUUUUAUAUUGGCUUUUUCAGUUAAUGAUGCAUUCUCAUUGCUGGCAUAAAUAGUCCUGGGGAGAUUUUAACCAGGUCGAAAAGAAUGUCUUUUAUUUCUUAAAUUCCCUCAUCCUUUAAUUUAUGAGUCAGGGACGUUGCUUCGUUCAGACUGUGUUUAUUCAGCGUUUGUUACUCUGCCACUCCCUAGCUGGCCUGCCUUCCCACGCAGCAUUUUUUAUUUGCAUAUUCCCACCAGUAUGUGGGCACAUUCCAUUAACGUUUAAAAGGAAGUUUUCAAAAUGAACCAUGUUCAUUUUGAAAGGAAGUUUUCAAAAUUUUCUAUUAAAAGAGCUCAUUUCAGGAGAAGUUAAAUGUUAUUUGUUUUUUUAAAUAUUUCCAGUUAGCUUCAUAUUAAAAAUAAUAGAAUCAAAAUUUUGAUUUUCAUUGAGAAAUUUUUCUAGAUCGGUUUGUAGACAAAAUGAGAGCCAACUAUCAUGUUGCUAUGAGUGAUGAUAAAACAUCCUCAGAGUCAUUCCUUAGUUUGUCAGUAUACCAAGAAAUCCGUUCCAUGGAGGUUUUUCACACUUGGUAAAAUUGCCUGUGAAUAUUGUUUUUGCUUUACCUGGUCUUUCUCUCUUCUCUUACAUGAAGUAAAAUGCUUUUGGCAUCAGAGAAGCAAAUGGCCUUGUAUUGGCAGUGUGUUCCUUUCUUUCUUUCCUUUUUUAUUUUUAUAUUUUGGCCAAUGUGUUUCUUUAGCAGGUCAUACCCAGUGUUCUACUUGUCUUAUAAAAAUGGUGUCUUUGAUAGCGUGAGUUUGGAUGAGUAUGUAUGUAUGUAUGUAUAAAUUAGAGAAAUUAAGUUAAUUGAUUUUCCAGGCAAAAGCCAUCAAGAACAGUUUUGUUUUUUCCUAGAGUUCUUUUUAAAAAGUAACUUACAUGGAAGUCUUCAUGGAACUCUCCCCCCGCCCCCCCAGAACUAUUAAAAUGUAGUUUAGGAUGAUUUGAGAUAGCUACCAGUAAGGUAGCCGGCUGGGGCUACAUCAUUCUGGCUUACAUUUAGAUCCCACAAAAUUUUCGUCAAGGAAUAAGGCCAUAGUGAAGACAAGCUUCACUUAUGAAAGUACAAACUAUUUGUAUAAGUGGUUUUAUAAAAUGACAUUAAGAACCCCAUUGUAAAAGGCCAUUUGCAAUUGAAUAGUUUUCCCUAAAUUCGAAUCAUACUGUAGCUGUGGUUUGGAGUGUGGUUCUUAUCUAUCUUGGUGUGCAUAAGACUUACCUGGGAUCUUGUUCUAAAAAAUUUUUAAUUCUCAGCUUCAUACAUGGGAUUGCCUCAGUCGGUCUGGGCCGUGGCCUGGAAUCACCACUUUUAUAAAUAGUAUCACAGGUGGUUCAGAGACCUCAGCGAGAGAGACCACUUUGCGCGAUGGGAAAGUGCAAUUCAGUAUCAUCUGGAGGCAAGUGGCUGGCUUUUACUUGAGGUUCAGUUAGGCGGUCUGCCAGGUACAAUCAUUCAGAGUUUACAGUGUUGAGUAGUAAGGAUGCCUGUAAUCUGGAGAAUUAGCUAAGCUCCUUAGAGCCUUUAUCUAAAUUAGGAUGUUGUAGUGCCUUCUCCGAAAAAUGAAUGUAGAAGUAUCCUAUUUGCUAGCAGGUAUAAUUAGAAUUUAAAAAAAAAACCCCCAAAACUAGAAAGUUGUAUUUCUUUUAAAAAGCAAAAUUCGGCACUGUGGCUUGAACCCCUAAGUCUUUCACGCAUAGAAAACCUUAAGCCAUAAAUAAAAAUAAUGAACAAAAAGGAAGGAGAGGAUCAUAACUUCGAAAAUUAGCAACAAAACAUCCCAUAUCAGGAACUUUUCAAAACAUAUUGGUGCAGAAAGAUUUGAAAAUAAAUUUUUCUUCCUUGGGAAGGAAUUUCUUGUGCCAGAACUAAAAUUUAAAGGUAAUGUUCUUAUGACCAAGGGAAGAUCGAAUUUGAGUCCCAAAGCAUUCCAGUUUAGAUGAAUAAAUGCUAUCAUGGACUAAAGCCUUAAAGGAGUUAAUAUUUACCUUGGAUACAUACAAAUAUUCUCAGAUUUCUUGUUUUUAAAAAUGAUUUGUUAGAAGUACUUUCUCCUAUAUUCUUAAAGUGGCUUUAAAAUUUAACAUACUUUUUAAAGUGCAAUAGUAUGACAUUAUGCUGUUAGUAUGUUAAAAGCGUGUUUCUUUUAGUUGUAAGAUCAUUUAAUGGAAUAAAGAUCACAGCGCCAUGUUA
Molecule: messenger RNA, 6512 nt
Organism: Pteropus alecto (black flying fox)
Lineage: Eukaryota; Metazoa; Chordata; Mammalia; Chiroptera; Pteropodidae
Gene: ATL3
Product: atlastin GTPase 3
Exons: 13
Coding region: 250-1875 (541 amino acids)
Biological process (GO): endoplasmic reticulum organization; protein homooligomerization
Molecular function (GO): GTPase activity; GTP binding
Source: RefSeq, a predicted model, not a curated record